CCGUCACUCAGCCUCACAGUUUUCGCAAUUCAUACCGCCACAAUCUCGAAUACCUGGUGCAAAUACUCCAAGCUAUCCUACUUAACUCUCCCAAUCCACUCCUCGAAGUUUACAGUGGAGCAAUCAUGGCCUCCAACAACCACAACGACAACCCGUGGGAAGAUCAGCGCAGCCAACAAGGCCCAGGCCACCAGAACCAACCCCCAUACCAAGCAUACCAAGAGCAACCCACAAACCCCUUCUCCCAACAACCAUCUCAGGGUCAAAAUACAACCCCCUGGGGUCAGGAGGCAAGCCAAGGUCUGUCGCAAAACCCAUACAACCCGUCUCAGCAACCCUCUCAACCGUCCUAUCACCAGCAACAGCCAUCUCAACCUUCCUACCCUGGCCAAGAGGAACAACCGCCAGGUCUACCACCUCGCCGCUCAGCCACCGAUGUAGCGCUGCCUACAGGACAGGACCGUUCGCACCAAAUCGAAGUCAUGCAGAGCUAUGAGGCGGCUGGCAGAAAAGAUGAAGCUGAUUUAAAUGUGGAGAUUCUGCAGAGGGAAUUUCCGAAGAUCGAUGGGAGCUUAAUUGCGGCAAUCUAUGGGGAUAGUCAAAGUUUGAGUGCUACGAGGGAGAUGUUACAAGCUUUGGAUGGGGAGUAGACGGACGGUACGUUACUAAGCCUCCCUGUUUCAUGGUCUUCGAGUACAUCUG
Molecule: messenger RNA, 702 nt
Organism: Cucurbitaria berberidis CBS 394.84
Lineage: Eukaryota; Fungi; Ascomycota; Dothideomycetes; Pleosporales; Cucurbitariaceae
Exons: 1
Coding region: 126-650 (174 amino acids)
Source: RefSeq, a predicted model, not a curated record